GACAUCACAAGGAAUAAGAGAAGUAGCAGCAGCCUCGUUCAAUAAAAUUGGCCGGGGCUAUACUCGCGAUGUCGGACGGCAACGGGAAACUCGUCGAGGUUGUGGUGGACGAAAAAGAACUCGUACAUGGCCAGGUAGAAGAAGACAAUGACGACGAUAUCGAAGAAGUCGGCGAUGUUGUAGCAGGCGGAGAGGGUAAGAAGAAAAAGAAAAAGAAAAAGAGUAAAAAGAAGAAGGUCGAGCAAAGCGAUCCUCCCCGUGUCGGCUUGUCGAAGAUUUUCCCUGACGGUCAUUUCCCUGAAGGCGAAAUUCAGGAAUAUAAAAACGACAACGUAUGGCGUACGACCUCAGAGGAGAAACGGUACAAUGAACGCCUAGCAAUGGAAGAUCCGGAAACCACAUAUGACAACAUCCGCCGUGCUGCCGAGGUCCACCGUCUUGUGCGAAAACAUGCGCGCAAGUUCAUCAAGCCGGGUAUGAGCAUGACAGAGAUUGCAGACAAUAUCGAGAACGGGACCCGUGCGCUUGUUGAAGAGAAUGGGCUCGACUCAGGUAUUGGCUUCCCUACUGGGCUAAGUCUGAACAAUUGCGCUGCGCACUACACGCCAAACGCCGGCGACACUAUCGUCCUGCAGAAGGAGGAUGUGCUGAAAGUCGACUUUGGAGUGCAUGUCAGGGGCCGAAUCCUUGAUUCGGCAUUUACUCUCACUUUUGAGCCCACAUACGACAAACUCUUGGAGGCUGUCAAGGCUGCGACGGAUACCGGCAUUCGGGAAGCAGGCAUUGACGUGCGACUAGGCGAAGUUGGAGCUGCUAUCCAAGAAACGAUGGAGUCAUAUGAAGUUGAGGUCGGCUCCAAGGUCUAUCCUGUGAAGGCAAUUGAAAACUUGAGUGGGCACUCCAUCAACCUGUACCAAAUUCAUGGCGGGAAGUCCGUGCUUUUGGUGAAAAACGAUGAUCAGACUAAGAUGGAGGAGGGUGAAUACUUUGCCAUUGAGACAUUUGGGUCGACUGGUCGUGGUCGUGUUGUAGAAAGCGGCGACUGCUCACACUACGCUAAGGUGUUUGAUGCACCACAUGUUCCUCUUCGAUUACAAUCGGCAAAAUCGUUACUCAAAUCGAUCACAAAGAAUUUCGGAACUCUGCCAUUCUGCAGAAGAUACUUGGACCGUGCUGGAGAGAGCAAGUACUUGCUUGCUCUAAACCACCUAGUCGCGCAAGGAAUCGUCCGGGACUACCCGCCUCUAUGUGACGCGCGGGGGUCCAUGACGGCACAAUUUGAGCAUACCAUUUUGCUUCGCCCCACAGUGAAAGAAGUGGUCAGUAGAGGAGACGAUUACUGAGCGGGAUUUGUACACGAGGUCGACAGCUACAUCCUUGUGAUAUAUACGGAAAAUCUCAGUAUGUUCUUGUAUCUUUUCGGUGCAC
Messenger RNA from Heterobasidion irregulare TC 32-1, 1428 nucleotides. Its product is annotated as Metallo peptidase 24A. Bases 69 to 1343 code for a protein of 424 amino acids. Gene Ontology annotation, molecular function: metalloaminopeptidase activity. Gene Ontology annotation, biological process: proteolysis. NCBI's taxonomy places the organism in Eukaryota, Fungi, Basidiomycota, Agaricomycetes, Russulales, Bondarzewiaceae. The record is from RefSeq and is a predicted model, not a curated record. The transcript has 12 exons.